UCUGGCCGCGUUGAUCUCACACGGCGCCAAGCGGCAGAACGGAGUGUGUGAUUCAGUGAGUGGAUUUGUGAAUCGCUCCGGAGCGCGCUCAGACCACACCAGAGGACGGACAGAGCAAAGUGGGGAAACGGAGGGAGGCGCAUGUGAAGAGCGGAAAGGGGCGCACAGAUACGGAGGUUCCUCCACCGAGCGCGCAGGCGGCAGCGCGGUGAAGGAUGCUGUCAAGCCGCUCAGUGGCUGUGGAGCGCCGGGGAAUGCACGCCGCGCCGCUCCUGGAUCACUUUUUAUGAAUUGACGCUGUUAUUGGAGAAUUAUCUUUGUGGACUUCCAAGUAAAACUGGACUUUUGGUGUUUAAAUCUGCAGAAACAAUAUAUAUUUUUUCUCAUUUCUUUUCUUUUAUUUCUUUUUUUGUUUUUUGGUAAGGACACCGGUGCGCAGAAAUUUGUCCAAGAGAGACGCGCACACCACAGAGCGCAGACUUUUUUUUGUUGCUAUUUCCAGCAUGGGACUUUAUUCUUAAAAAGUGUUCUCGGACAUUUUAUACGGGGCUGGGAGAAAGAAUUAAAGGAGAAAACUGUCAGAUCUGCGCUCAUCUCCUUGAAUCUUGUGCGCUCUUCUAUUUUCCACCCAGCGCUGUUUCUGUUUGUCCCAAAGAAUUGUGCUCCAAGAACAAUAACUUUUGAAAGACGUAACUUUUAAUUAAGAUUUUUUUUUAUAUAUCACUAAGAACUGAAAGGAAAAGCUGACAUUUCUACCUAUUAACGCUUGGAAACAUAAACAUUUGCCGCGCGCAUUUGGACACUAUCCCUCUCUGCUCCGCGUCCUUGGAGAAGUAAAAAAAAAAAUCCUUUUUUAUUCCUAGAAAUGAGAGCUUAUUCGACGGAAAAAUACAGAGUCUGCCGAUGUCUGGCAAACUGGCCGUCAUGUGGGAUUGAUUGCUGGGGAGUAUGUUUGGGCUGGAGCAGUUUGGUUCUCAAAUUAAUAUCAGAAACCCUGGCCAGUCAGAAAGAAACAUAAACCAACAGAGACUGAAUAUGGGCUCACAUUAUAAAAGCCCAAACUUUCAUGCUGGAGGCCCACCUGGGGCAGUGGAGUCCGGCAUGGGCCCCAUGAACGAGUCUCAAAUGCUGGGGCUCAAUAUGAACAUGAACGGUGAGCCCUAUGGUGGAUUUCACCCCCGGGGACACCCAGAUAUGCACACAGGGGGCGGAAUCCAACAGCAGCAAGGACCCAUGCAUGGAUUUUUUAACAACCAGCAACCUCAUCAAGGACACUCGCAUGCCCAUCAACCUCACCCCCAUCAACAUCAUCCUCAUUUCAGUGGGAAUUUUGGAGGUCCGGAUCCAGGGUCUUCAUGCCUACAUGGAGGAAGGCUUAUGGGCUACAACGGCAAUGGCAUGGGAUCGCAGCAGGGCUUUGGAGAGAGUUUUGAUCCUCUUGCUGAGGGACAGGCGGGAGAAGGCUUUCCCCAGCAACAGCCGCAGCAGCAGAGGCCCGCCAACAUACCUGAAUUUCAACAUCACGGCCCUCCCAGCAGCAACCAUCCUGUCCCUGCUCCCUGUCUUCCCCUGGACCAGUCACCUAACAGAGCAGCAUCCUUUCAUGGUCUUCCAUCUUCUUCAUCUACAUCAUCUGAGCCUCACACUAUGGAGCCCCGAAGGAUGCCCAACCAAGCAACCGUGGAGGGACUAGAGUACAACUUCCCAAGUGAACCUCCAGCUGGACAUUUUGAUGUUCCUGUGUUUUCCCCGUCAGAGUCAGAAUCUCAGCUACCACAUUUUGGGCCAGGCAGGCCUGUUCCCAGUGGAAAUUUCCCAGGGAACACUGGCAUGCCUCGGGCACCGGGUAUGCAGGGCAUUUCUAAGGGACACCAGCCGCCACAGCCCCAGCAACCUCAGCAUGGAGUGUAUUUUGAGCGAUUUGGAAAUGCCCGGAAGAUGCCUGUGGGAAUGGAGCCGGGGGUCAAUGGACGACAUCCCCUCAUGCAACCACAACAACAGCCUGGCUUAAUAGCUAGACAGAACUCGUGCCCCCCUGGCCUCCCCCGCCCCCCUCAGACUGAACCUGGCAAUACUAACCCCAACAUUCUGGACGGAGGGGUCAUGAUGCCUGGCCAACAUAACCAGUUUGAAUAUCCCAUUCACAGACUGGAAAAUAGAGGUUUGCACCCCUAUGGGGACCCCAUGUUUAAUAUGCAACAGCCACCUCCUCCUCCUCCUCCCUCCCAGCAGCCUCCAAAUCAAAGACUGCAACACUUUGACUCUCCUUACAUGAACAUGGCAAAAAGACCCAGAUUUGAUUUUCCUAAUGCACAUGGCGGCGAAGGUUGGUGUGCCAGUAUAGAUAACCACCUAUCGCCCUCAGCUUACCCUGGCCUGCCAGGAGAAUUCACCCCACCUGUGAAUGAAGGUUUUGCACCGGGUCCCCUGCAGCAUCCGGGGCCUGAGCCCCAGUCUCUGCAGCAACGCCAGAAUGCAGCCAUGAUGAUAAAACAGAUGGCCUCUCGUAACCAGCAGCAGAGGAUGAGGCAACCGAGUCUUCAGCAGCUAGGUCACCAUGGGGACGUCCCUCCUGUCCCGAUGGCUCAUGGAGGUCCAGUUGGGAACAUGCCACAGCCCAAUUUUGACAGAGAGAACAGUGGCAGAAUGCCCAACAUCGAUGGACAAAAUCCUCAUGUAACUCAGGAGAACUCUUGGUUUCAGGGUUCCCACCCACCAGGAGAGAUCAUGUCCAGGCGUAUGGGUGGUGCAGGUAAUGAUUCUGGGCCAACCGAUAUGGGGAUGCAACAGAAUGGGGCUGGGAUGAUUUUCAGGCCAGGUAUGGGUAUGCAGGAGCCCAUGAGAAUACCAGGAGACGGACAUGUGCAGACACUUCAUUCUCCAGGCAUGCACUCACAGUUUAGUGGAAACAUGGGUAACCUCUCACAAAUGCAGUCUCCAGGAGCUGGAGGAGGACAUCCAAAUGCACCAGCAGAAAGGCGACCAGCUGAUUUCCCUCCACCUCCAAUGGGAGCACAACCAACCUUUCCCUAUGGGGGUGCUAACCGCCAGGGGCCUCCUCACAAUGCUCCCCAGGGGGUUAACACCUCACCAGGGAGCUAUCCUCCACAGUCUGAGUUUCCCUCAGGCCAGCGGUCGUCUGUUAGUAAGCUAGGAGCUCUGUCUCUCGGGAAUUUCAGCAAAACCAGCUCUAAAGACAGCGUGUUCGGUCAGAGCUGUUUAGCGGCCCUGUCUACAGCCUGCCAAAACAUGAUCGCUAGCCUAGGGGCCCCCAAUCUUAAUGUAACAUUCAACAAAAAGAACCAAAAUGAGAGCAAGCGAAAACUAAGUCAGACAGAGCAGGACAUUAAUAGCAGCACGUCUAAUGGGACUGGAAGUGCUGGUCCUGAAUAUUUUCAAAGCAGUACUUCCCAGAACAACCAGAUGCCUAGCACCGGGAAUAGCAACUCUAAGCCUGUAAGUCAAAGCCAGACGGUGCAGGGGGAAGCCAGUGCCCUCUCCCCAAACUACAACAUGGACGCUACCCCGUGCAGUGAGGGGAAGGCAACAACAGGGAGUGGGAGAGGGAGAGGGAGGAGAAAAAGAGACAGUGGACAUGUGAGCCCUGGAAUUUUUUUUUCCUCCGAUAAUGGUAACCCUGUUGUUAGUCCAGGCCAGCAGACCCCCUCGGCUGGCACUGGGGAGAGGGGUGGGGGCACACCUAAUGAAAAACACCUUCACUCCCCAUCUUGGGGGAAAGGAGGUGACCUAAUAUUGGGGGACCAUGCUGACCUUAUGUCUUCUUUAGACAGUGGCAUUCAAAGUGUUGCUGCCAAGUCUGACAGCAGCUCACCAAGAGUGGACUUCCCUGACGAUGUCAGCACCCACUAUGGCAACGAGGACGAGGUGUCAUCCAGCUCAGAUGCAGGAGGGGCUUCUGCGAAUAAGCCCAAUCGCAGCCCUAUGAUCACAGGCUCACCCAAAAUGCAGCGGAGCGAUCACAGUUUAUUAAAUGGACAAAAGCCCCUUGGCACGGGCAUAAACAAUCAUACUACCUCAGCACCAGACAGUUAUGGACUGAACUCUGGUGUGAGCACAGGGGCCAGCGGGGUGAGCCACCCUGGCACUCCUGGGGUGGAGCAGGUACGCACUCCAUCCAGCACCUCGGGCCAGGAAGAAAUCCACCCUCUGGAGAUACUCCAGGCCCAGAUCCAGCUGCAGCGGCAACAGUUCAGUAUCUCAGAGGACCAGCCCUUGGCUAUAAAGAAUGGCAAAAAGAGCAGUGACUGUCCCUCGCAGAACGGAGACAAUGAGCUGCCAGGCUGCAGUCCGGAUGCGGGAAAGAGCUCAAUGGGCACUAUUGACCUUGACGCCCUCAUGGCAGAGCAGCACGCCACCUGGUACGUGCCCAGUGACAAGGCCAUGAUUGAUGGGUCAGAGGAUGACAAGGCCAUGGGACCCUGGGAAAAAAAUAAAAGCCAAAACAACAGUAAAGAAGAAUCCGACCUCUCCCAGAGUAAGACUGGUGCUGCACCCCCAGGAGCCGCAGGAGGAGGAGGUGGUGGGAGCAGCGGCGGGAACCACCUGCAGUGCCUGUCCGUCCACUGUACAGACGAGCUGGGGGACAGCAAGGGCCGAGGGGGACCAGUCUCCUCUUGGCGCUCCAUUCACUCUGACAUCUCAAACCGAUUUGGGACGUUUGUGGCAGCUCUAACUUGAGCAAAAAAAAAAAAACUUGGAAAAGGAAGGAUUCAAAACCAGAAAAACAGAACAAAAAAAUAACUGAAGGAGAACCUCAGAGACAAAAAAAUGAAUAAAUAAAUAAUGAUGAUGAUGAUGACAAUAUGUCUACGAGACAGCUGUGUGCGGCUCUUGCCUGUUCAGGGAGAGAGACAUUUGCGCUUAUAAACGCAAAACCACGAACGCGAGUUACAUGAACACUCACACACAGAAACAAUUGCCAUGUUUUUUUCCCCCCUCUUUUUAUUUUUCUUUUAGACACAUGCAGUCACAAGUUAAAAUUUUGCUGGACAAUAAAACGUGGGUCUGACUUGCUGCUUCCCACAUCUGGAAAACCUCAAAUCCACUUUUUUCUUUCCCUUUUGAUUUCAUUGUUGAAGAACAAUAAAGAUAUGUUAAAGGAGGAGAAGAGAAAAGCAGGAGAAACAGAGGAACAGAUGUCAGUUGUCAUUGGCUUUGAUUGUAUACCAGUGUUUAAGUAUUGGUGAUGUGAAAUCGGCUUCAUCGCUUUUUACUCUGUUGCUAUUGCAGCCUACUGCUCUUACCUCGGUUAUGGCUACACCUUUAAAGUUGACCUUGGGGAUGGAUGUUUGACCAAUGGUGGGCUAAAUUUUCUCUAAAGAUGCCUGCUGGUUCAUUAGACAAAGCCAGAAGAAAAGGACCCAGAAGAAGGCUAGAGGAGGGGCAGUUAUGCAUGAAUGUACCUCAGCAUUUUUAAUCUUUUUUUUUUUUUUUUUGUGAACUCUUCUAUUUGUUAAAGAAGUUUUGAAUUCUUAUCAUUUGCUGCUCAGUCAUUGAAUUCGUAUUUCUCUGUUGGUUAAUUUGCUGAAAAGGUUUUUUUUUCCUCUCUCUGUCUCUCUCUUCUCCGCUGUACAUGUGAGCUCAACCACUUGUAUCCAUUUCAGCCAAUGGGAACUAAAAACAACAAAGAAGGUCGAGGGGUUUGUUUGAUAAGGGAAAAUGAAAAAAAAAAAAAAAGAUUAUUGGUAUUGCACAUGUAUAAUAAGAGAACAUUUUGCUGUGUGUUAGGCAAUCUUGUAACCUUUAAUGCUUCUGUUGAAUUUGAAUUUCUUGAACAAUAGAUGGAGGACUGUGACGGCAAUUUACAAACAGGUUUUUUUGUUAUUGUUUUCCUUUUUUUAAUAAUAUGUAAAGUGCAGUCGUCUGUUUUCCUGCAUAUUGUAUAUAUCUGUAUAUGUUUUAUUGAGUAACUAAAUAACAAUAAAUAUGAUGUUAAAGGUGGAA
Cyprinodon variegatus (sheepshead minnow) is the source of this 5964-nucleotide messenger RNA. It is a transcript of the gene mn1b, whose product is annotated as meningioma (disrupted in balanced translocation) 1. NCBI's taxonomy places the organism in Eukaryota, Metazoa, Chordata, Actinopteri, Cyprinodontiformes, Cyprinodontidae. The record is from RefSeq and is a predicted model, not a curated record. The coding region runs from base 949 to 4698 and encodes 1249 amino acids. Gene Ontology annotation, biological process: regulation of DNA-templated transcription. The transcript is spliced from 3 exons.